This is a messenger RNA of Homarus americanus (American lobster), 1846 nucleotides long. It is a transcript of the gene Coprox, whose product is annotated as oxygen-dependent coproporphyrinogen-III oxidase-like. The record is from RefSeq and is a predicted model, not a curated record. Gene Ontology annotation, cellular component: mitochondrial intermembrane space; cytoplasm. The transcript has 9 exons. Gene Ontology annotation, molecular function: coproporphyrinogen oxidase activity. NCBI's taxonomy places the organism in Eukaryota, Metazoa, Arthropoda, Malacostraca, Decapoda, Nephropidae. The coding region runs from base 213 to 1388 and encodes 391 amino acids.
AGGUAGAAGUUGUACCACAUGCCGAGCCUUUUUCACACGUGUACUGCACUACUGCAUUUGUAACUUCACCUGUGUGAACGUUUGGUGGAUCACGUACGCCAGUUAAACUCUUGUUUCCUGGAGUUUAGCAAAAGAUAUCUCGUGUUAAGGGAUACAUAUCAUUGAGACGUGGUGCAGGUUCUAAAAAUCAUUCAAGGACUCGUAUAAGGAUAAUGGCAUCCCUUGUCGUAAGAGGUGUCAUUCGAACCAUGACAACCAUAGCAGCCAUCAAAACGCCAAGAGCUGCCAAGAAUAUAAGGUAUGUUACAGCAUCAUUUCUGGCAACAGGAGGAGUAUUACUCUUCUCCUCUAAUAAUGAAGUUGUUUCUGCUGCAAAGAAAUCCACUAACCUAGACACCUCCAUCUUCAUGGCAGAACCUAUUACAGAUUUGAAUAUUUUAGAGGAGAAUCCAAAUGAUAUGAAGACAAAGAUGGAAUUACUUAUAAUGAGAAUUCAGUCAGAGUUUUGUCGAUCCUUGGAGCAAGAGGAUGGAAAUCAAGCCAAGUUCACCAUUGACAGAUGGAGGCGCCAUAAUCCCAGUGAAGGUGGAGGCAUCACCUGUGUCCUCCAAGAUACUGAGACAUUUGAAAAGGCUGGUGUUAACAUUACUGUCAUGUCUGCCCCACUUUCCAAACAGCUGCAGGCGAGUAUGAGGGCCAGAGGUAAGGAGUUGCCUGAGGACAAGCAGUUUACUUUCUUCGCUGCAGGGAUUAGUUCAGUGAUUCACCCGCGCAAUCCACAUGUACCCACAAUCCAUUUUAACUACAGAUACUUUGAAAUGCAGGAUGAAGAUGGCAAAAAUAAGCAUUGGUGGUUUGGAGGUGGUACAGACCUGACUCCAUACUAUCUUAAUGAAGAUGAUGUCAGGCACUUUCAUAGUGUUUUAAAAUCAGCGUGUGAGCGCCAUGACCCUCAAUAUUAUCCAGAUUAUAAAAAGUGGUGUGAUGACUACUUUCAUAUAAAGUUUAGGGGUGAGAGGCGAGGAGUUGGUGGUAUUUUCUUUGAUGAUUUAGAGGCAGAGAAUGCGGAGAACAUAUUUAACUUUGUGAAGGACUGUGCAGAAGCCGUGGUUCCCUCAUAUCUUCCCAUUGUGAAAAAACACAAGAAUGAUGAAGUAUCAGACGAAGAAAGAAAAUGGCAGUUAUUGCGACGAGGCCGUUAUGUAGAGUUUAACCUUGUAUAUGACCGUGGAACAAAGUUUGGCUUUGCAACGCCUAAUGCACGUAUUGAGAGUAUACUUAUGUCUCUUCCUCUACAUGCACGAUGGGAAUACAUGCACCAACCAGAACCUGGUUCUCCAGAGUUUAAAAUCACUGAGGUCCUAAAGAAUCCGCAAGAUUGGAUAUAAUGUUUGUACAGUGGAUAGAAGAGCUCUGUGAUGAAUGGGACAUUGUACACUGUGAAGCAUUUUUAUCUAAAGCUGUGAUGAUUGAUUGAUUACUGUAUUUUAGGAUAAGUGAAGCAAUUUAAUUAGAAGUCAUAUUUACAGGAAUUUUCCAUCCUGUAUUUUUUGUAAUGACUUGAAUAUUUUAGUCUGUUUAAUGCAACAAUCAUUGUAAAUAUUACUUGUAUUACAAAGAACAUUAGUUGUUGCAUUGUAGUUCUUUUGAAUACAAUUGUGAGAGCGCAUGUCUGGCGCUGCCACCAAUGUGAGGGCGCGGGUUCCCUCUUGUGUCUGCACCCCCUCAUCUUUACUUACUUCUCUUAGUCUUACUCUUACUCAGUUCCGUCACCUAUUCUUUGGUAGCAUGGACAUUCUUUUGGUAGCAUGGUCUAGGGUCUAGGCACGUGGGUAUAGUAAUUCUG